GCUAUGAAUGCACCUACUCGACGUCAUUUCAGUUGAGUCUCAUGUUUACGUGGAAAAUAUGGCGGCGGACUACAACCAAGGGGAUAGCUUGUGAUUCCAAGCCAAGCCUUUAGGGAGACAGUCAGCUUUUCGCUACGAGACUUCGCUGUCGGCUGGAAUAUUUCUUAUGAAUGAAGCAGUUUUCUUCUUGUUUCAGCCACGGAGACAGCAGGAAUGGAGGACGAGGAGAGACAGAAGAAGCUAGAGGCCGGCAAAGCUAAGUUGGCUGAAUACCGUCAGAGAAAAGCUCAUGCGGACUCCCAGAAGAAACAGAAAAAGAAGAAGAAAAAGAAGCCGGUGGAGGAUUCUGAGGGAGACUCGACGGGAAGGGUCGAGGUGGAGCCGGAUCAGUCUGUGGGUGGAGAAAGAGAAAGGGAGGAGGUUGAGGGUGAAGGACUAGAUGAAUCACAUCAAGGAAGGGAAGAAACACCCACCACAGAGUUUACCUUCACCAAGACGCUGAAGAGCGGAGAGACGGUCAGGCACGACCAGACUUAUAAGAUAGAGCCUGAGAGUGAAAUAUCCACCACAGCAGAAGAUUAUUCCUCAGAGGUCAAUGGGUGCCAUGAUGAGAUGACAGAGAACCUAAUGAUGCCUUCAAAGGAUAUUAUCUGGGAGGAGGUGGACACCCUGCAGCAGCUCACAGAAGGCCAAAGGGUUCAAGAAAUGGAGGAUGCUCUUGCAGCUAAAACCCUGGCUCUGGAAGAGCUGAGUCAAGAGCUCGAAGAAAUCAGAUCUGCAUUUGGAGCCGAAGGUGUACAGCAGCUGCAGGACUUUGAAGCAGCUCUAAAGCAGCGAGAUGGAAUCAUCACCCAGCUCACAUCCAACCUUCAGCAGGCUCGUGAGGAGAAAGACGAGAUCAUGAAAGAGUUUUUAGCACUGACAGAGCAAAGCCAGAAACUUCAGAUCCAGUUCCAGCAGCUGCAGGCCGGAGAGGCGCUGAGGAACACCAGCCACAGCAGCACUGCAGCAGAUCUCCUGCAGGCAAGACAGCAGCUUGUUCAGUACCAGCAGCAGCUGGAGGAGAUGAGCGCAGAGGUCAGAGAGCACCAGGACAAGAGCAUCAAACAGCUGCAGAACAUCAGCCACCUCCAGCAGAAGCUGAGUGAGGUGGAAAUGUCAGGGAGAAGAUCAGAGGAGUCAUUUUCACAAAAGAUAAAUGAAAAGGAUAUGCUGAUUGCCGAACAAGAAAAGGUUAUUUGUCGUCAGCAGCAGUUGCAAAGAGAAGUGGAGGAAGAGUUUGCACAAACAUUGGAAGAUAAAAAUCAGUUAAUUUCAGAACAAAAUGCAAUAAUCAAAGAACAUGAGCAGUCAUUGACCCUCAUCAGACAGGAGCUCAUUCAAGCAGGAAGGACUAGAGAGGACAAAAUCAUGCAGCACCCUGAUGAAAAAGACCUAAUUAUUGCAGAAAAGGAUAGGGUCAUAUCUGAGCAAGAUUCCUCUCUUAUUCAGUUAAAAGAUGAGCUGGAAAACUCAGAAAAACAACUACAUGAGCUCCAGCUCCAAGUCUCAUUUAAGGAAUCUGAGCUUGAAAAAUGCCUGGAUGAGUUAGGAAGCACAAGAUCUGAAUUAAUAAGCUGUAGAAGUGAAAUGGAGAGUUACAAACUAGAAAUGGAGAAAGAACAGAAAGAGUUGGAAAGCUGUAAGAGUGAACUGGCUGCCUCCAGGCAUAAAGAGCGAAUGUCAUCCAAUGAAAUCAUGCAGCUCAUGGGCACAGUGGAAGAUCUACAAAAACGCUGCCACCAGGGGAGCAUUGCAGAUAGCGACUCCAUCCAAAGAAUGCAGGAAGAGACCGCAAGGAAGCUGGAACUUCUCAGGGCCGAGCUGGAUGAAAUGUAUGGCCAGCAGAUCGUUCAGAUGAAGCAGGAGCUCAAUCUGCAGCAUGCAGGGACAAUUCAGCUAAUGAUUCAGCAACAGCAGGCUGAGGUUGAACUUUUAAAAGCAAAUCAAUCUCAAAGUUCAAAUCUCAAUAAAGGAGAGGUUGAAACCCUAAAUGCAAGAAUUAGGGAACUGCAGGUGGCUUUAGAACACUCUGAAGUAACGCAUGAUGAAACUAGACAUGAGCUGAGUGCAGUUGUCCAGGAGAAGUCAAAGCUGCAGGCCCAGAUUGAGGAUCUUCUUCUGGAUCUAAGUACAGCAAGGCAAGAAGUGGAGCAGGUCUCCACCAAGCUUACCUCUCAGGAAACUUCCCAGAGUGACCUGCAGCGCCUCCAGGAGACCAUCCACACUCUGAGGAACGAGCUGUCCGCGGCUCAAGAAGCUGCACUGGAAGCGGAAACCAAACACGAAUCUGAGAUCACUAACUACAAGAUUAAGCUGGAAAUGCUUGAAAGAGAGAAAGACGCAGUCCUGGACCGGAUGGCGGAGUCACAGGAAGCGGAGCUGGAGCGUCUCCGGACGCAGCUUCUGUUCAGCCACGAGGAGGAGCUGACAAAUCUCAGAGAGGACCUGCAGAGAGAGAGCUUCCUGAAUACGGAGAACCUCCUCAACGAAGCAGCAAUCAGACACGAGAAAGCCUUGAAUGACCUGCGGGUUAGUUACGCUCAGCAGCUGGAGUUGUUACAGAAAGAGAAGACGAGUUACGCCACAGAAAGGGAGGAACUUUUGCAACAGAUUGAUAGGCUCCAAGAUGAUCUGAAGCUCACUCUGCAAAGCUCUAAAGCAGAUGAGCUGGUCCGACAGCUCCAGGAGCUUCAGGGUGAACUGGAGGUACUUAGAAAAGAUGCAGAGGAAGGAGUCAGAAUCCAAAAUCAAGUCCAGUCGUUACUAAAACAGACAGAGGUUCUGGAAAACCAGAAAAGCCAAAUCGAACAGACACUAAAGGAGCAUGAGCAGGAGAGGGAGACUUUGAUUAGGUCUAAUAACACUCUAAGAGAAGAAAUGGAGUCGAAACAUUUGAUAUUGUGUGAAAUCACAGCACAGAGCAAUCAGUUCCAGCAACAGGUUGCUGAGCUGCGUGAGGAGAUCGAGAAACAGAAGAGCACUUUCUCUUUUGCAGAGAAGAAUUUUGAAGUGAACUACCAGGAGCUUAAGGAGGAGUACACUAGUCUCGCAGAGGCAAAGACACAGCUUGAAGAGAGGACACUGAGGGAGACGCUCGAAUUUGAGGCAAAGAUUGCACGCCUUCAGUCGGAGAUCCGAGACCUCGAGGAGCGGAGCGAGGAUAUGAAAAUGGAGGAGACAAAAAUGGAAGAGGAAGCUGCUGGUGAUCUGAUGGAGAAGCUAAAUGUUACUCUGGAUGAGAAUAAGAGCCUUGCUGAUAGGCUCUCUAAAGUUACAGAGCAGUUGAUGGUUACAGAGACCAAAAUGAGGGAGUUGGAAGAAGAUCUGGUCAAAGCCAAGCAAGAACAUUCAAGGAUCAUCUCCAAAACUGAAAGCCUCACAAAGGAACUCGAAAAAGAGCAGCAAACUGAGAGUGAGCAGAAACAAUUGGUGCAGGAGGAAGAGCAAACUGUUGAGCCAGUUUCUUCUUCAGGGGAUCAUCACAAUCAGAUUCAGUCUCUACAGGAGGAGAUAAAAGCUCUACAAGCUCGCUUAUGUGCAGCUGAAGCAGAGAGAGACGGAGCUCUGCAGACUCCGGAGCUCCACAGGCUCUCGUCUCUGGCAGCAACACGGUCCUCAGGGGAGGGACCCAUUGAGGGACGAUCCUCCCCUCAGAAGCAGGCACCCUCAGGGUCAAGCAGGCGCAAAAGACGGCAGAGGUCAAAGCAGGAGCGCAAAGGCAGCUCCGCCGCUUCAGACGGUAGAGAGGAGCGACACAGGGAGGAGGAGGAGAGAGCUAAAAGUGCUGCAGAGGAGGAGAUGCUGCCUCAGACGCAGAGCCGAGUUAUGUCAUGUUCACCAGAGAGGGCCGGUAAGGAGGACUCCGCUGAUGGGUACCAGGGAGACGGAGCUAGAGACUACAGCAGCGAAGCGGUGAGCAGACAGGGGAUGGGCUGCCAUACAGAGCGUGUUAUGUGUCAGGGAGCAGAAGAGGAGGAAGAGACCUCUGAGCAUGAUGAGGGCAGGCUGCAGCUGGAAGCUCAACACAUCAGCCUUUCUCAGAUCCACGCCGCUCAGCUGGAGCUGCUACAGGAGGAGACAGAAGCCAGCAAGCACUCUCUGGAGCUGAAACUGCAGGACUUGAGAGACCAAAGCAGCCAGGGUGGUGGAAAAGUCUCCAAAUACAUGAUCGAGGCUGUGUCGGAGGAAUGCAGUGAAAUAAUUCUGGCGUUUCAGAGGAUUUUUGGCAAAGAGUUUUUGGAGAAUGUCAACACUGCAGGCCUGUCGCUUAUUUCAGAGGAAGGACCAGCAACUAGUGAAUCCGCCUCCGUUAUUCAGGAGGCCAGAGAGUUAUACAGCAGUCUUUGGCAGGUGAGGGAGAAAAUUAAGCGUGAGCAUGAUCGUCUUUCUCAGCUUCAAGCUCUACUGAGAUCUGAUGUGAACAAGAUGAAUGACCUGCAGAUGGCCUAUGAUGAGCUGAAGAUAAACAGUGAGAGGCAGCUCUCUGACCUGCAUGUACAGCUCGCCACAAUAAGCGGAGAUCUGGGGGAACAGGCAGGGGAAUCGGGCUCGACUUCAGUGGAGUUACAGAGGCUGAAGGCUGAGGCUCAGGUGAAGCAGCUCCAGCUGGAGGAGAGCCACCGACAGGAGAUGGAGCGCCUCAGGGCUCACUACCAGCAACAAGCGGCGGAGACAGAGGAGCGCUAUGCCACAGAGCUGUUUGUUUUGCAGCAACGAUUGCAGGAGUCUGCAGGAGCUCAGACUUACUACAGCUUGUCCAGUGCUCCAGAGUCCAGCUGGGAGGGGAUGGAGCAGGACAGAGAGGAUCUAAAGGAGCGGAGUGAGGAAGAUGUUUCAGAGCAAGGUGAAAUGUUGCAGCGCUCUGACAAGUUGUCUGGCAUGACAGCACAGCUGCAGACACUCAGGAAAGCUCUGCACCACAAGUACACCCAAGAGGUGGCUACUCUCAAAGAGCAACACAGCAGCGAGAUCAGACGACUGAGAGAAGAAAGUAAGCACUGGGAAGACAGAGGAGAGAGGAGGCUGGAUCUCAGCGUUGUAAACGGGGCUGGAAGCUCCACUGAGAGCCUUGGGGCAGCUGGACAGGUCCUAACGGAGGAGAAACUGUAUCAAGAGAGGAUGGAGGAGGAAGUUGCCAAGGCUAUAGUUCAGAUGUCUGUGCAGUUUGCACAGCAGACUGAGCUGGCUCGGAUCAAUAAAAGUGGCAGCCAAAAAAGCACCUCUAUGCAGACCCAGAUGGAUGAGGAGGAAGUCGAUGGGGAGCUGGAGGACCAGACACCAAGGGCUUCCCCGGCUGCGGACGUCUGGUUAGAGGAACCAGAGAGGGGAAAAUUGGAAAGGGAUUUGCAGGAGAGGAACGAGAUCAAAAAGCUAAAGGAGGAGCUUCAGAGAACUGAAUUGGAGCAGGCCUUAAAGAAGAAGGAUGAUGGUGAGGAGCAAGAUGUGGAAGGAGAGUCUUCUGAUAAAGAUGCUGAAAGAAACUUACUGAGUGAAGCCAACAGGAAGCUCAGCCAAGUGCUUGUAGACGUCCUGAAGACAACUGCUGCUGCUGAAGAAAGUUUAGGCCUCCACAUGCAAAGAUUACAUGCAGCUUCAUCUGCUCUGCAGCCCUCUGAGUUUACCUCUCAGACAGAAACAAGCCAGAGAGAUAGUGCAGAAAUGGGCCAGAUCAGGGAAAGUGGAGCCAACACCAUGUUCUGGUCUGGGAAGUUGGAGGCGGAAGAGGGUCUGGAGAUGCUUCUUGGGUCAGAAUCACAGUUUGGGAACGAUGAAUAUUUUCUGGGCAUCAGCAGACGACUUCAGACAGCCAUGGAGAACAUGCUGAUGACAAUCACAGACACAACUAACCAGCUGGAACAUGCCCGGAUGACCCAGACAGAGCUGAUGCGGGAGUCCUUCCGCCACAACCAGGAGAUCACAGAGCUGCUGCAGAAACAGGAGGAGCUGCAGGAGAGGGUGACGGAGGAGGCUCGAGCCCGGGAGCAGCUGGCUCUCGAACUGCACCGUGCCGAAGGUGUCAUAGAUGGCUACACGGGUGAACGAGCUGCUCUGGAGGAGCAGUUGCGUCAGAAAGAAGAGCUCCAGUUAAGCCUCGAGCAAGAGCUGCAGGUAACAAGUAGCCGGCUGCACGAGUUGGAGCAAGAACGGCUUGAAAUGCUGGAGGAGCGCGAGCUGCUGUCACGGCAACAGGACGCUAUGAAGGAAGAGGCGGGGCCGCGUGAGCUUCGCCUAGUUGAAGCUGCAAUGGUUGCAGCACCUGAAGCAGACCUAUUAGAGGAAACGGAGAAGCUGAUGAAAGAGAAAGUGGAGGUUCAGCGUCAAGCCGAGAAGGAGAACUCAGACCUCCUAAAGCAGGUGAAACAACUGGAGGAUGAGCUGGAGGAGCAGGUGAACAGAGUGAUUGAACUGGAGCAUGCUCAAAAGACACAGACCGGAGACCUCCAACAGCAGAUCCAGUCCCUGGAGAAACAGCUGGAGAAAAACAGGAAGUUUCUUGACGAGCAAGCUGUGGAUCGAGAACACGAGAGAGACUUUUUCCAGCAGGAGAUCCAGAAGCUUGAGCAGCAGCUGAAGAGCCCACAGAAGCUGCAGAUCGGUUCUGAGCAAAGAAACCGAGAGGUGGAUGGAGUUAUCCUGAAGGUGGAGCAGCUGAAUGCCCAGCUGAAGGAGAAGGCAGAUUGGUGCAGUGAGCUGCUGCUCGGCUCCGAGCAGCUGCGUCGUGAAUUGGGAGAGCGCGACGAAGAGAUUGAAAAGCUGGAGAGCCGCAUCCGCGAGCUGGAGCAGGCCCUGCUGGCCAGCGCUGAUUCCCUGGAAAAGGUUGAACAAAAGAAGCAGCAUGCAUCCAUCAGUGAGACGAGAAACUCCACCUUGGAGGCUCAGCUGCAGACAGAGAGAGAGGCUCUGGAAAGAAAAGAGAAGGAGAUAUGUAACCUGGAGGAGCAGCUGGAGCAGUUCAGAGAGGAGCUGGAGAAUAAGAGUGAGGAGGUGCAGCAGCUUCACAUGCAGCUAGAGAUCCAGAGGAAGGAGAUCAGCAGCCAGCAGCAAUUUGUAGAAACAAGGGACAGUAUGCUCCAGGUGAUGGAAGAGAAGGACAGGGAAAUAGCUCUUCUUAAUGCACAGAUCUCUAAGCUUCAACACAUGGAAACAGCCUCUGACAACAAGGAAAUUGAUGCAAGGGAAGAGCUGAUUAAAGACCUGGAGUCCCAGGUAGAGUGUCUGCGGAGUGAGCAAGAUCGCCUAAAGAAGGAUAAAGAGGAAGAGCAAGACCAGCUGAAUGCUGUUAUAGAAAAACUCCAACAGGACCUGGCUAACAUCGAGCAAAAACAGCCUGCAGAGGAGGAGGAGGAGGAUGCUAGAGGAGAGUUGGGGAGCAGCGCAUGCAGACCAACCAAAGAGAAGUAUGAUGAAAUGAAGCAAAUUGACGCAAGGGAAGAGCUGAUUAAAGAGCUGGAGUCCCAGGUAGAGUGUCUGCGCAGUGAGCAAGAUCGCCUAAAGAAGGAUAAAGAGGAAGAGCAAGACCAGCUGAAUGCUGUUAUAGAAAAACUCCAACAGGAACUGGCUAACAUCGAGCAAAAACAGCCUGCAGAGGAGGAGGAUGCUAGAGGAGAGUUGGGGAGCAGCACAUGGAGACCAACCAAAGAGGAGUAUGAUGAAAUGAAGCAAAAGAUGGAUGCGGCCACCAAAGAGGUGGAUGCCCUAAGAGCAGAGCAUGGUAAACUGCUGGACACCUACCUGCGCUUGAAACAAAGUGCUGCAGCUUUGGCUGAAACAGAAAAUACGGAGAGUGCAGAAAGCGAGCUUGAGGAAGCUCUGAGAGAAAAAACAGCAGGGGUUGUGGUGCUGCAGGCUGAAGUUCAGGCAUUAGAGCAGAGUGCUGCAUCCAGAAUGGAGGAGUUAGGACUCCGAAUCCAGGAGCUUGAAGACUUAGUUGUUGAAAAGGACUCUGAAAUAAAUCGCUGUCAGGCACUUGUGGAGCAAACGCAAAGCUUUGCUGAUGAUCUCCAAAAGAAGGUUUCUGCUCUGGAGGAGAGCGUGAGGGAGAAAGCGGCAGAAGCUGUGGUCAGUCAAGCCACAUUGGAGGCCUUUCAGCAGCAGCAGAGAUCUGAAGGAACGAGACAACAGCAAGAGAUGGAGAAACAGCCAGCACCCGCUGUCUAUGAGUUUGGGGACUUUGGAAUCCCAAAAAUGGAUUUAAGCAGUAUGGGACAUGCCCAACAGGCACCUAGAGGAAAGGUAGUUCAUCUGACUGAGAAGCUUCGGGACUUAGAGGUCGGACUGAGUGGAAUGCAGAAAGACCAGGAACUCCAGAAGCAGCUGCUUUCCAGCUCAGAGGAGGAGGUGCUGGAGUAUGAGAGGAGGCUGGCUGUGCUAAUGGAUCUCCUGAGUCAGAUGAAGGCCGGAUCCCACCAAAAAACAACCCCGACUGUGGAGGCAUCCUCUGCUGAGCAGCCAAGCGGGUCUGAGCUUCUUCAAAAGCUGCAGGAGGUCAGAGAGGAGGCCUCUGUCACCAAAGAGCAGCUGCAGAGCUUCCAGGAGCGCUGCAGCAGACUCCAGCAGGAGCUCCAAGAAAAAACUGUGACUGUGGAGAAUCUCCAGAACCAACUUCAAACUAAGUCAACGGAUGCUGAGGAGGAGACGGAGAUGUCUAAUCGACUAAUCGAGGCUCAGACUGAGGCAACUUCAGCCAAAGAGGAGCUGAGCAGCUGCAAGGAGCGUCUGGAUAAACUGCAGGAGCUGCUGCAGGAGCGGGAAAUGACCAUUGCUCACCUUAAAGGAGAACUUUUCCAAGUAAAAGCUACAGAGGACGGAGCUGACUUGAGCCAGCUCCUCCAGGAGCUCGAAGAGGCCAAAAGAGAGGCAGCUUCUGCCAAAGAAGAACUAAAUCUCUCCAGGGAGCAUCAGGAGAAACUUCAAGAGGAUGCCCAAGCCCGUGAGGUCUCACUGUCUGAACUCAGAGAGGAGUUAGAAGAGAUGAGAAGCAGUGUGGAUUCCACCAAAGAAGAGCUAACUAAAUAUCAGCAGCAAAAUGAGAAACUUCAAGAGGACAUUCAAGCUCGUGAGGUUUUGUUCUCUGAGCAAAGAAAGGAGCUGCAGGAGAUAAGCAGUAGUUUGGACGUUUCCAAAGAAGAACUAUCUAAAUAUCAGCUACGAAAUGAGGAAAUUUGUAAAGAAGUUCAAGCUCAGGAGGUUUCUCUAUCUAAACUCAAAGAGGAGCUGCAGGAGAUGAAAAGCAGUUUGGACGCCUCCAAAGAAGAACUAUCUAGAUAUCAGCAGCAUAAUGAGAAACUUCUUGAGGAAGCUAAAACUCAUGAAGUCUCGCAAUCUGGGGUCAGUGAGCAGCUCCAGGAGAUGAAAAACAGUUUGGACGCCUCCAAAGAAGAACUAUCUAGAUACCAGCAACGCAAUGAGGAACUUUGUAAAGAAGUUCAAGCUCAGGAAGUUUCUCUUUCUAAAGGAAACGAGGAGCUGCAGGAGAUGAGAAGGAGUUUGGACGCCUCCAAAGAAGAACUUGCGAAAUAUCAGCAGCAUAAUGAGAAACUUCUUGAGGAAGCUAAAACUCGUGAGGUCUCGCAAUCAGGGGUCAGUGAGCAGCUCCAGGAGAUGAAAAACAGUUUGGAUGCCUCCAAAGAAGAACUAUCUAGAUACCAGCAACGCAAUGAAGAACUUUGUAAAGAAGUUCAAGCUCAGGAGGUUUCUCUAUCUAAAGGAAAUGAGGAGCUGCAGGAGAUGAGAAGGAGUUUGGACGCCUCCAAAGAAGAACUUGCUAAAUAUCAGCAGCAUAAUGAGAAACUUCUUGAGGAAGCUAAAACUCGUGAAGUCUCGCAGUCUGAGGUCAGUGAGCAGCUCCAGGAGAUGAAAAGCAGUUUGGAUGCCUCUAAAGAAGAACUCAGAGGCUACAGGCAGCAAAAUGAGAAGCUCGUCGAGGAGCUUCGCAUCCGAGAGCUUUCUAUUUCCAGUCUAAAGAAGGAGCUGCAAGAGGCGCAGGCAGCUUUGCUGAAGACGUCAGAAUCUGUUACUCCAUCACCCUCACCUUCUCCCUCUCCAUCUCCUCAGCCUGCCUUCUCUGCCUCCUCAACAUCCACCGCACAGCCCAAAAGGAAAGGAGGUAAACAGCAAGCUGCAAAGGGAGGCGCUCCCAAAGAGAAGCAAUCACUCUCCAGGAAAAACUCCAGCCAGAAACCUCAGAGCCUUCAGUCGAACAGCAGCUCAGAUCACCAGCAUGAGGCUACCACAGAGUCCUUUACGCAGACCGAACCCUUCCAAAUGACGGAUCUCAGCCAGUCUGCCGCCAAGGAACAGAUGGAAGAAGUGAUCGGAGAAUUUGAAGAGAAGAUUGCCCAGAUGCAGGAGCUCCAUGCGGCAGAGAUCCUUGAUAUGGAAGCUCGGCACAUUUCUGAGAGCGAGAACCUUCGCAGAGACACUCAAGCUCUGGAAGACGAGUGUAAGGGUCUCAAAGCUGUUAUCGACAAACUCUACUCCACUGAGGUCCCUCCAUCAAGACAGGACCGUCCCGCAUCACAUAAAGACGGCUACACCAGUGACAGCAGCUCAGACUACAGCCAGAGGACAGGAUUAGAUCUCCCCAGCUUGCAGCAGGAGUUCAGGACAACUCCAGAGGGUGCAAGGAGAGAAGCUGAUGAUCCUCUGCCUGACCGGAUAAAGACGUUGCUCCGCGAGGUGCACCAGGAGGGAAUGCAGGUCCUGUCCCUAUCUGAGCUCCCCCUCUCUGAGGGAGAGCCAAGCAGCCAGUUCAACGUGGACGGCUGGGUGAAGGAGAGAGACGCCCUGCUGGCCACGGUUCAGUCUCUCAAAAUCCUCAUCAGCCAGAUGCAGACGCACAGCCAAUCACAGACGUCAGCUGUUGGUGCUGACUGGCGCGCAGAGCUGCUGGAUGCUGUCAGACAGGUGUUUGUGAGGGAGAGAAGCGUGCUGAAGAGCGCCCUCUACAGCCAGUUGGAUCUGUUAGACACCAGUGAUGCCAUCGUUCACCUCAAUCAACUGGAGCGCAGACUGGCUGAACAGGACGCCCACAACAGGGAGGCCAUGGGGUCGCUCCACACUGCAGAAAGGUCAAGUCUUAUCUCAGAGAUUCAGCAGCUUAGAGGUCAACUGGAGAUGCUUCAUCAAGGUGCAAAGCCCGGCCUGUCUUCUGCUGCUGAUCAAAACACAAAGGAGCAGAGGGGAGCAGCAGCUGAUGGAGCAGCAGAAGCAGACAGGCUGAUCUCAGAGGAGGUGAAAGCUGAACUUUCUCAGACAAAACUGGAGCUGGAGACGACACGAAAGGCCCAACACAAACACCUGCAAGAACUGGACACACUAAGGGCGGAGGUGUCCCAGAGAGCUGCAGAGGUAGACGCCUUGAAUGAUGAGUUGAUGGAGGAGAAGAGGAGAAGCAGAGAUCUUCAGUGGGCAGUGGAGAAAGAGAGGUGUCGAUCUGGAAGAGAUGAGGAGAGCAAACGAGAGGAACUAGAGGACCUGCAGCUGGCUCUAGACGAGCAGAAGGCUCAUGUAGACCAGCUGACUCAGACCCUGGAGCAGGAGCGCCAGGCCUCCUCUCAGCUCUCCCAGCAAGUGGAGGAGGAUCACCUCAGCCUUAGGAGACGCCUGCAGGAACUGGAGGUCCAGCUGGAGACCGAGAGAGCGAAAGCCCUGGAGAUGAGUUCUGCCUUGGGGAGAGAGAGGGAGCUGCGCACCAGCAUCUCCUCAGAUGGCGGUCGCUCCAGUGAAGUGGGCGCCCAUGAGGACAGGGGGGAGCCUGAGAGGGAGGGAAGUCUGCUUGAAAGACUGCAGAGGGAGCUGGAUGACAAACACACACAGGUGGUUAAUCUCCUCAGUCAGGUGGAGGUCCAGCAGCUGGAAGUGGUGCGAAAAGAAGAGGAGCUUACUCUGGCAAAUCAGAGGUCCAAACGAGACCAGGAUAAACUCCAGGAGGCUAAAGGCCAGCUGGAGCAGCUGACGGUACGAAUGUCGGAGGUCCAACAGCAGCUGGACAGAGCGCUGGAGAAGAGCAAGAGUCUGGAGAAGGAGAAGAAGCGACUGGAGGAGAGGCAGAACCAGUUAGGAACAAGGAAGGAGAAUGAGCCUCAGAGUCAGAGCGAGCCCAGCGAUAGAAUCAAAGACUGGGUUCUCCAGCAGAAGAGUGGAAGCGGCCAGUCAGCGAGCAGCACCUCAUCCCCUCAUAUGGAGGGUCGUGCUGUAGACCUCCCAGACGGACCGCACCAUGGGCCGUGGCGCACAGUCGACAGGAUUGUAGGGAAACUCCAUCUUGUUUCCUCAAAGAUCCGCAGCAUGGCCAGCAAAGCUACGGGCAGGUCGAUUGUGGAGUUCGACAGCGAGGAGCUUUCAUGGGUUCAGUCCAAUGUUGAUGAGGUCAUCAGCAUACUGCAGCAAUCCCCAGGUUUACCCUCCAUCCCAGAGAGUGUUUCCCUGCUGGCAGGAGGCUCGUCCAGCUCCUCCAACAACCUGACAGAGCGGCUGCUGAGGCAGAACGCCGAGCUGACUGGGUUCGUGAGCCGUCUGACAGAGGAGAAGAACGAGCUGAGGAACCACACGCUGCGCUUGGAGGAGGAGCUGCGCCGCUAUCGGCAGGCUGGAGUGGGAUCUGCAGACAAUCCCAGCAGGAGAGGUGUGUCAAAGGCAGAGACGCUUCUCUCUCAGGAGAGGGAAGCUUGGACUCGAGAGAAGCUCCGUCUGGAGAAAGCUUUACAUCUUUCUCAGUCCCAGGUGGCCCGUCUCAGGGGAGAAAUCAGGUCGGACACUCUGCGAGAGAUAUCCGGGCCUGAGUCUGAUAACUCUGCACUAAAGAGAAUGUACGGGAAGUACCUGAGGUCAGAAAGUUUUAGGAAGGCAUUGAUCUACCAGAAGAAGUAUCUACUGUUACUGCUCGGCGGGUUCCAGGAGUGUGAGGAAGCCACUCUGUCGCUGCUGUCCAGGAUGGGUGGCCAGCCGUCUCUUUCCAGCCUAGAGUCCUACAGCCAGCGCCGCCGGGGAUUAACUCGCUUCCGCUCAGCCGUACGAGUAUCCAUCGCACUCUCCAGAAUGCGUUUCCUUGUGAAGCGAUGGCACAAAGCCACCGGGGUGAGCUCCACGGUUUCCUGCAGCAUCAACAAGAACGGAACAGGGUCAGACGUGAGAGACUCGCCAUAUCUCCAGCCGGGUGGUCUGGACACGUACAGAGAGCGAGGAGGAGGAGUCUCCAGCAGCAGAGGAAGAAGUGGGAGAGAAUCUCCACGAUCAGGCUUCUCUGGCUCUCAGCACAGGUUUCACAUGGCAGCAGACCACGGAGCUCUCACCUGUUCACACCUGCAGAGCUAUGACCCAGACCGAGCACUUACCGACUACAUCUCCAGGCUGGAGGCUCUGCAGAGGAGGCUGGGCAGUGUGACAUCAGGUGCUUCUUCAUACACUCAAAUGCACUUUGGCUUAAGAAGAUAGACGCUGACACACGACUUUGGCUUGAAGAAACUCAGUUGCCUUUUCUUGUGCAGAGCGCUAUGCUGUUUCUUUUUUUUUUUAAAUCAUCCCGCUGUGGAUUGUCUCUCUCCACGUGGACCAAAACUCAUUUUUCUAUUGGCGUACGACGUGUUGUAUCCAGGCUUUGUGUCGCCGGCACUUGAAACACAGCGAUGUUUGUAAUUUAAUCUGCCUCUUUGUUGUGAAUGAUCUUCAAUCGUGUAUAUUUGUCUGAUGCUAAUUUAAAGACGUUUUGUGAUUAAUUUAUGUUUGUUGUUGCGUGGGUGGACAGUUGUGUUGAGAAUGUUUGACGGGUGAGGGGGAGUUUUUUUUUUUUUUUUUUUUGUUAAGGAGGCUGCUACUGGAUGUUCUUCACUACACUGUGUUUUGUUUAGACCGGGCAGACUAAAAGGAGACAUUUGUAGAGAACGUAUUUUUGUAAAGCGUAGGAGUUUUGAAUUUUUGGGGUAUUUUGUCUAAAACUGAAAUAAAGAGGACUACAUUAUAU
Messenger RNA from Cyprinodon tularosa, 14002 nucleotides. It is a transcript of the gene akap9, whose product is annotated as A kinase (PRKA) anchor protein 9. Gene Ontology annotation, molecular function: DNA binding; molecular adaptor activity. The transcript is spliced from 57 exons. The record is from RefSeq and is a predicted model, not a curated record. Gene Ontology annotation, biological process: signal transduction. Bases 214 to 13476 code for a protein of 4420 amino acids. NCBI's taxonomy places the organism in Eukaryota, Metazoa, Chordata, Actinopteri, Cyprinodontiformes, Cyprinodontidae.